Phalacrocorax carbo (great cormorant) is the source of this 2715-nucleotide messenger RNA. The record is from RefSeq and is a predicted model, not a curated record. NCBI's taxonomy places the organism in Eukaryota, Metazoa, Chordata, Aves, Suliformes, Phalacrocoracidae.
AAAAAUGACUAGUAGCAAUGGCUGGUUUCAGAGUGCUGGAAUACCCACCUUUGAGCCCGUACAAAAGAAAACUUUGCCGGCUCGGGCUCCUAGGCAGCCACCUUCAAAGAAGUUUUCUCAGUCUGUGACCGUAAGGCCAAAACUUCCACCUUCUGAGAGGUGCAGUGCACCAAAGAUGAUGCAAAAUUCAGAACCUUUUCUUUUGAAAGCAGCCCAUGCACCCCCAUUGUCAGCACCUCCUCUGAAGAAAGACCUAGAGGAGUUUAUUGCAAGAUAUGAACAGGGAGUAAUAAACCCAGUGUCUGCCUUGCAUCAGUUUGCACAAAUGCACCACGUACAACUUGAAUUGAAAGAAACUAGUGUGGCAGGCAAUGUCAUAAGGCCUUAUUUUGCCUUCUGUGCUGUGGUGGAUGGUGUGUGCUACAAGACUGGACUGGGAAAAAACAAGAAGGAAUCUAGGUCAAAUGCUGCUAAACUGGCUCUUGAUGAGCUACUUAACUUGGAGUACCCAAGGGCAAAGGCUUCUGAAAAGUCAGAGGGAAGACAUCUUACGUAUCAAAAACUUUCACAGACACUUGAAGUAGUAUUUAACAGCCUGACUGCCAAACAUCCUGAGUACCAAAGUUGUGGCAGUUCACUGGCUGCCUUCAUCGUUGAAAAAGGUGGACAGCAUGAAGUUGUAGCUCUAGGAACAGGGGAAUGUAAUUACAGUCAGUGCUUUCAGCUUUGUGGAAGAGUGUUGCAUGACAGCCACGCCAUCGUUAUUGCAAGACGUUCUCUACUUAGAUAUUUUUAUAGACACCUUUUGCUGUUCUAUAAUGAAAAUCCAGCGAGGACAGAGAAAUCCAUAUUUUGCACAGCACCAGGCUCGAAGCUGCUUACCCUAAAGCCAAAUACAACUAUCUUUCUCUACAUGAAUCAGCUUCCAAAAGGAACUGCUCAGUUAAAAUCACAGGUACGUCUCAGUCCACAAUCUCUCUCUGCUUAUGAAACUAGUGAAGAACUGAAUCUCCAUGUUGCUAUAGAAGGCAAGAUUUACCUAACUGUUUGUUGUCCACCUAAGACUGUUAGAGCAAGCAGUAUGUCAGCUAGCGACAAAUUAACAAAAUGGGAAGUGGUUGGUGUUCAGGGAGCAUUGCUGAGUCACUUCAUUGAACCAGUGUAUAUCAACACCAUUCUUGUAGGAAAUGCAAAUUGCAAGGAUACAAGAGGGCUAGAAAUAGCUGUAAAACAGCGUGUUGAUGAUGCACUUACAUCAAAGCUUCCCAUGCCUUAUCUGGUCAACAGAUCUCAUACUUACCUGGUGAAUGCUGCACACCCAGUUCAGACAGACUUUAAACAGUCGUCUCUUAGUUUGAAUUGGUCUUUGUCAGAUAUGUCACUGGAGGUUGUGGAUGGGUUAAAUGGAAAAGCCACUGAAAGCUCACCAUUCAAAAGUGGCACUUACUUGGCAAGUCGCCUUUGCAAGGCAGCAAUGUUCAGUCGUUUCAGAUUGCUUGCUAAGGAAGCGGAACGGAAUGAUUUGCUUCAUCUUGCAACGUACCAUGAUGCUAAGACUCAAUCUGAAUUGUACCAAGAAGCUAAAAAAUUGCUGCAAAGCUACUUAGAGCAACAUGGUUAUGGAUCCUGGAUUGUGAAGUCCCCACAUAUUGAGCAGUUCAGUGACUAACUGUGAGGUGGAUUAUAUGCGAAGUCAGUUUGGAUUAUUUCUUUCAGUAAAAUGUCAUUCUGAUUAAUAAAAUAUUUAACUGUAGGGUUCAUAUUUGCAGCAAGAAAAUUGUUCCAGAGCUGCUUCCUGUGAAUUUAAAUGCAGUUAUUAAACCAUCUGUAACAGUUUAGUCUGUUCCAACAGUUGAUGUUUUCUCAUAGGUAGGAGUAUCUUAACAGCUUUGCAAAUCUGUUUUGUUUUGCCCCCAAUGCCACAUCAUUUCUGCUCCCCACCCCCAUGGUGUUAUUAACAUGUUUUUUUCCUGUUAGUUUCAGGAUUGCUGUGUAUUGAUCUCUUCUUUUUCCCCACCUUUUUCAUAACUGUCUUUUAAGAAGGAAGAAAGUCAGUAAAAGUUGGAUUUCUUUUUAAAAAAAAAACAACAUACCAAUGUGAGAAUCACUUUUGGAAACAAAAAUUGUCGGUUUAUGCUUUAUCUGUAGGCAUCCUUUCCUGGUCAUUUUAAGACUUUUUUUUUUUUAAUAGCAUGGAUUUGCCAAGUGGCUUGUAGUUUACUGUAUAUUGUUUGUGAUAGAAGGCUUAAAAAUAAUUUGUGUACUUCCAAAUGUACUUCCAAACUUUGAAUUACCAAGCAGUUACUCAAAUGUUUGGUGACAAUCACUAUUUCUGCUAGUGGUUUUGAAGCAUUUCAAAGGUGUCAAAGCUGUAAAUAACAAAAUAGUGUGGUGUAGUACGGAAGUCACCAGAAGCAAGGCUCCUUCAACUUCUGUGGGCUGCCCCAGAAACCAUCAGAUGUUAGUGUUUGUCAAUUAGUUGGACUCCUUCACCCACAGACUACUUUAUCACUGUACUGAGAAGUCCUUGCAGAAUCGUCUGCAUCCAUAGUCGUCUGAAAAAUGUUGCCUGUCAAGAGGGAAUCGCUUCUUUGUUAAGUUAUGGUAAGAAUAUGGUAACAUGACAAUAUUUAAAAGGAUGUUGUUAAAUACCAUACUUGGGGGUUUGUGUGAUGGUGUGAAAUAUUAGUGUAUUUAAGCCAGAUAGUACACUUU